ACAACAGACUUUGACAACCAAUGCCGUCACCCCCCUUUUUGCUUCUGUCAAUCGUAAAUGUCAACAUGGUUUGUUGUCGCGAUCUGAAUUGGGAAUUUACACGAGACUCGAUGGUAACUGUCACCGCUGCUAUGCGAAGGCACCCAGUUCUUUGUUGAUAUAUGGGGGUGACCGCUUUCGUUUUUUUUAUGUGUGGUUGCCGGGUAGUACCUUGCCGUGGACUAAAGUGAUACGCAACCCAUCAUGGCCCAACAACUCCAUUUUCACAAGGUACCCACCAUGCCUCAUUACCAUGCCGCAGUCCCGCCAUUUUUACGGUCUAUACGCUCUGUUUAUAGUUCUUGUAUUAUGCUGGUGGCUAGUUCCUUGGCAUUUUACCAGAUUCAAGGUGACAGCCGAAAAGUCUGUGAUGGACUGGCCUUUCGCUGAAGAUGGUACUCGAAACACGAUGACAGCUCCACAUUUCACCCACUUAGCUUCGUACUCUGAUGCAGUAGACGUUUUCCAAGAAACAGCGUUGCUCCACGACAGCGAGCUCUCUCAGCAUGCACCACGAUUCGAGGAGAAAACUUUGCCGAAUGAUACCUCACGAUAUACCGCUAUGUUUCAAAAGAUUGCAGAUGCAACAUCUCCACCAUCAGGAGUGGAUUUUUGGGAGGCAACAGAGACGGCUGCCACCAUGAACUCGGCCCGCUACGAGGAGCUCAAAGAUUAUAAGAGAAGAAGAGAUGAUUGGUUUAUUUCCAAAGCAGCUUCAGGGCUCAAACGCAAGGAGAAGCCAAGCAGAGAGGAAAUCGAAUUUCGAGAGAAACAAAGUCGGUACAAAAAGAAUAAUAUUGUGCAGUUCAUGGCCGACCACGACACAGAUCAACUACAGCAAGCAUCGAUCACAUAUCAAAGCAUAAACCCUCCUAUAGAACAGUAUAUGCAAAUGAUCAAUAGCGCACGGAGGGACAGAGUCAACAUACACGUGACGCCGGCUCCAGCGACGCUUCCUGAUCCAAGCGUUGCAUAUACUCCGUUUCACAAGGAGAUUGCCAAGCAGAAGAACCUCGAGAAGAAAUUUCGCGUUCACUAUAUGACAGGUGGGGGGCGGAAGUCAAACUUCUUUUACAACCUCGAAGACGACUGCUACUGGAAAGUUCAAGCGGACGGUACGACCGAUUGCGUCAUGGCCAAAGAGCUUACUGACAAACCUCAUCACGAUCCGGCAAUCUCAGUUGCCAUCGAUCAGACGGGCAUGUUCGAUACUCUGGAAGAGGCUACAGCUGCAAUAAGCUUGCAGUGUACUGAUUUCUACCUGGAGAAGACUACCUGGACCUACUAUUGUCUUCCAGCUUUUUCAGAUUUGCGCCCUGAUGAUUUCAAAAGAAUGAAGAGGUACAAAAACAGGACCAAUGAGUACUGGUACCAUCGGUGGGCUGUCGAGAAGGCGCAAGAGUUACAUAUUCCUGAGCUGCACAGACCUCCACGUCCUACAGCAGGCGUUCCACCGCCUCAUCGAGACGCAAACUACAAUCCCGUUGUUGCUAAACUCCUACACAGAGAGGAGGCUAAGCAAGCGAAGAAACAGUUCGUCCUGCAAACCGCGGCGUUCUUGAAGGAAAACCACCCAGAGCCAGAUGCAGUCAUCAGCGCUGCGAACGCGCAGUACCCGCUUCAAGAAGGCCCAAUCAUUGUCAAAUCUUCGGGCUACACUGUUGAGCAGGCUCCAGCAUUAGACGUCGAGCCUAUGGCCAUGCUGGCGGCAGUUAACAAGAAGUUCGCAGAGUUUGUAGCCACCACUGUCUUGUCCGAGAGCGUUGACUCCAGCCAAAGUUCUUGA
Messenger RNA from Toxoplasma gondii ME49, 1825 nucleotides. RefSeq lists its product as hypothetical. Bases 293 to 1825 code for a protein of 510 amino acids. NCBI's taxonomy places the organism in Eukaryota, Apicomplexa, Conoidasida, Eucoccidiorida, Sarcocystidae. The transcript has 4 exons. The record is from RefSeq and is a predicted model, not a curated record.